This is a messenger RNA of Sphaeroforma arctica JP610, 351 nucleotides long. RefSeq lists its product as hypothetical. The record is from RefSeq and is a predicted model, not a curated record. The coding region runs from base 1 to 351 and encodes 116 amino acids. Lineage: Eukaryota; Ichthyosporea; Ichthyophonida. The transcript has a single exon.
AUGAGUACUUCUCAACUUCUCAGCUUCGUCCGAACAAACCCCGGCGUGUAUCCAGUCAAGGAGAUGGUCAUUGUGAUUUCGACCGUUUUUCUCAACGAGUAUCUUGACUGCGAUGCCAUGGAAGAUCGAUGCAUCCAGACCGAUUCUCUGUCCCAGUACCAAGGUGAAGAAACGGAGCAAGUCCCCCUCAUCGCGUGGCUGUUGGAGUUCCUGGGUUAUGAGCCGAGUUUCAAGACCAUUCCCGACUUGGAAGUGAAAAGGAACCUUGAAAGAUUUUUAUUGGACAACGAUAUCAAAGAAAUCCCGGUUGCCAUGACUUUGCUUUAUACCCUACAAAAAAACCCAGAUUAA